AUGCUGCUGACUAGCACAACCCGCAUUUGGGCCUCCUCCGGCGCCGCACCCGGCGCGCUCGCGUACGCCGCGCCGCUGCCAGCGCCCGCCCUGCUGGCAAUUCCGCUGCUCUGCGCCGCCCAGACCGCCGCCGGCGCCCUAGCAGGCGCCGCGGCGGCGCGCGCGGUCGAGGGGCGCUCGGCGGUCGCGCGCGCGCUGCUCGGGUGGCGGGAGCUGCACCCGACCGCGGGGGCGGCGGCGAUUGCUGCCAGUGCAGCUGCGGCGAUGGGGGCCCCGAUGGCCGCGCCGGCCCUGCUGCCGCGCAACCACGGGGUGCCUCCCGGCCUUCCGGUGCUGAUGAGCCUCGCCUGCGCUUUCGGCAACUGCCUGGCACUGCCGACGUUGUAUCUGACCACCAUGCUGGCGCCCCAGGCCGCUGCCCCUGCGCUUGCAGCCACGGCGCUAUGUUACGCGACCCAGGCGCCGCUCAUGUGGGUGUUUGGAUACGGGCGGCUGCGGCGGCUGCGGCGGGACGCGGAGGAUGGCGGCGGUGGCGCGCGGGCGCGGCGGCGGAGCGGGAGAGGCGUCGCCCUCGGCCUGAGCCCCGCCGCGCCGCUCCUCCUCGACCCCGCUGCCGCCGCCGCCGCCGUCGCCGCGACGCCGCCGCGCGGCGCGUGGGAGGUCGCGCUUCUGCUGGGCGCGGCGCGGGCGGUGUGGGAGCUGGCCGAAAUGCUGGGCGCCGCCACCAUCGCCAACACCACGCUCGUUUGCGCCACCUCGCUCUUCGGCCGCCCCACGUUUGGCGGCGGCGGCGGGGCCGGCGUAUCUGGCAGCGGCACCCGGAGGGGCGGCCGGGAAGGGUAUGGGGGCGGCGGCGCCGGCUCAAGCUCGAGUGAAGAGGAGGAGGGGGAGGAGGCCGGCGAGGGCGGCGGGCUGCAGGUCGAGAGGGAAGGCGGCAUGACUACGAUCACGGUGACGCCGGGUGACGCCCCGGUGACGUCAUCGAUCGGGAAGCCGCCCCCGCCCCCAGGAGGCGGUUACGUGAAGCUGACUGAGCAGGGCGCAGAGUCGGCCGAUGACGCGACCGCGUCCGUCUGGCGCCAGCUGGCGCCCCGCGGCGCGUGGGAGUGGCGCGCCGCCGCGGCCGUCGUGGCCGUGCGGUUCUUGCUGAUGCCGCUUGCGUCGUCGGCGCUUGUCGGCGCCUGCGCGGCGGCGGGUCUGCUGCCGCGCGACCCGUCGGUGCUGUUUGCACUCAUGCUGCAGGGCGCGAUGCCGCCGGCACAGGCGUUGGUGGUCAUGUUUGCGCUCGGGGGCGCAGGGGGCGGCGCCGGCGGGCGGUCGAAGAGCGGUAGCAGCGGCGGCGCCGGCGACGCGGACGGCGGCGGGCUCGCGGGCGCGGCGGCGCGGCUGCUGCUCCAGACGUAUGCAGUUGCGGCGGUGCCGAUGACGAUUUGGGCGUCGUGGCUCGCGGGAGCGGCGGCGCGCGCGGCGGCGGGCGGCGGCGCGGCCUAG
Monoraphidium neglectum is the source of this 1491-nucleotide messenger RNA. RefSeq lists its product as hypothetical. The record is from RefSeq and is a predicted model, not a curated record. Lineage: Eukaryota; Viridiplantae; Chlorophyta; Chlorophyceae; Sphaeropleales; Selenastraceae. The transcript is spliced from 3 exons. Bases 1 to 1491 code for a protein of 496 amino acids. Gene Ontology annotation, biological process: endoplasmic reticulum to cytosol auxin transport.